Molecule: messenger RNA, 2767 nt
Organism: Funneliformis mosseae
Lineage: Eukaryota; Fungi; Glomeromycota; Glomeromycetes; Glomerales; Glomeraceae
Source: the annotation of a GenBank genome assembly
CCUAAGUAACUUACCGUGGGUGGAUGUCACUUCAAUGCCGGUCGGGGUAUCAUUCACACAAUCAUUCGUAGGUGGCAUGUCAAAUGAUAACGUGUUUCUCUUUGGAGGGUUUAGAACGAAUCCAUUGGAUAAUUCAUUAAAUCUCGAUGAUAAACUUUAUUCAUUCAACACGGAAACAAAAGCAUGGUUUGAACCGAUCGUUAAAGGGGUGAGACCGAUACAGAGAAGGCAGUCCCAAGUUUCUGUUGACGUGAAUGGUAAAGCCUAUUCAUUUGGUGGGGUGAUUGAUGAAAAGACGGGAAGUUUUGGGACAACCUUGUUGCAAGAUAUGAAUUCAUUUGACACGUUCAAUUCGGAAUGGUCAUUGAACAUCUCUUUAACCGAUCCGGCCUUACCAUUCCCACGUAGUGAUUACACGUCAACAAUUUUAAGUAAUGGUUUAAUAGUUUUAAUCGGAGGUUGGGAGCAAUCCACUUCGGAUACAGGUUUAUUCGUUUACGUUAGCAUGAAAGUUUUGAAUUUGUUUGAUACUAAUACCGCCACUUGGUCGUCUACGGAAGCUCAAGGGGAUGUAAUUGAUGAAAGGAGAGCUCAUCAAGCGGUAUUGACGCGAGAUGAAAAAAUCAUAAUCUAUGGGGGUGUGAAGGAUUACUGGACCCCAUCCACGCCCGAAUUGGCCGUGUUAGAAACAAGGGAUGGACAAUUUCGUUGGUCCGUACCACAAAUCACGGCGAGGAAUCGUCCACCACCCCUUGUAUAUUUUACAUCAAGUAUUUUUGAGGAUUACAUGUUUGUAUCAUUUGGUAACAUAAGCAAUCCGGUGACAAGCCCGUUGAACACCUCGUCGAAAAUAUAUUUGAUGGAUACGAGGAAUUUCACGUGGGUGGAUACGUUUGAGGUAAAGGCGUCGGAUGUGGAUCCAACGACGCUCACCAAAACUCAAACGUCAAUCAUAAUUGGAUUGUCGACUGGGGGUAUAGUUUUGAUCAUACUCGUCUCGACUGUCACUUGUUACCUUCGACAGAAAAGGAGGAAGGGAUUUAUAACGAGCAAGGGUAUAGAUAGUCGCAUCGUUACUCCCAGUACUGAACGUUUCACGGUCCAAACUGCAAGACAGAUUUCAAUUAAUUUGCCUAAUUCACCAAGUACACCACGAUCACUAACUCGAUCACCUCAUUCACCUAGUACACCUACUUCGCCUUACAGUUCAUCGGUUCAGUAUACAGCCACCAAUUCCGGUCACUUUAGUCAAGCUAGUUCAUCCAUCGGUGGAAAUAGAUGGGAAAACGGUUAUUACCCACAAGCUCAUUUUGGAGGUGGUCAGCAGUAUUAUCAACCUUAUGCUGAAAGUUAUCCGAAUUAUACCCCACCAUCUCCAUUAUUACCCCCAAACCAACCACAACAAUAUUUAAAUUCACCUAUUCAACCGCAGAUUGUACAGAAUGUUGUAUUACCCGGUGUAAUACCACAAUAUGGUUACAUACCUCAACAAGUUGUUUAUCAAUAUCAAGACCCUCCAUUUCCUUAUCAAGAGUAUGAUAAUCAAACAUCACGUCCCGAAACUCCAUCUCCGUUUCAAUACCAAGGAAAUGAUUACCCCCCUCCUCUUCAUCUGAAUCAUAACCCUUCAAGAUCAUCCUCUACCCCCCGAUCCAUACCCGCCUCAAAUAAAAAUGUUACCCCUCCAAAUACUCGUGUCAUAACUCCUACGAUUACGAUUAAUAGGCCCACUAGUUUAAUUGAGAAAAUUAAAAAAUUAGGUAGUGAUGACGGCAGUGGCGCUAGCAAACGAAGCAGUUUCAUGGAGAGAAUAAGACGAAUAGGCAAUGAUGAUAGCGGCAGUACCAGUACCAGCAAAAGAGAUACGAGUAAUACUUUUUAUACCGAAAGUAGUGAAGCUAGUAAAAGAAGCAGUAUGAUGGAGAGAUUAAGAAGUAUUGAAGAUGAAGAUAGUAACGGUAGCACCAGCAAAAGAUAUACAAGUAAUACUGUUAAUUCGGUUACCACAAACGCUACCAGAUUCAUCAUUAUGCCUUUCAUUACUUGCUUUGUUCCUGGUGACUCAGAAACCUUCAAAAUCAAUAUCAGAAAGGACAAAGACAUUGUUGAACUCAAGAAUGUCAUCAAAGAGAAAAAACAGCUAUUGUUCAGCACUAUCGAUGUAAAUAAACUUAUCCUCUGGAAGGUCAACAUCCCAACUGGUGAUGAUCGAAGCAUUCAUAAACUUUCCGCCGACGCAACCAUCAAUAUUGAGGAUAUCGGAGGCGAGUUGUUGCCUCCGUUGGGAGAAAUUCAAACGCUAUUCCCCAAGCAGCUUGCCAAGGAUCAUAUUCAUGUCCUCGUAUUGUCAGAUGACAUAAAUGAGCUUUCAAAGAGAUGCGAUUUAGAUCCCGCCUUCAUCCCAUAUUAUUUGAGAACAAAUGCAAGGAUACUCCUUGAAAUUAUUGACAACAAGAUGCAAGUUAAUGAACAAGCCUGGUUAAUUCAAUGGAAUCGUCCAUUUCCGCGUGAUGGACCGAAUCAGACAAUGGAAUACCUCAUCUCUCAUAUCACAGAUCCACAGUGGAAUGGGGUAAACGUAAAUGGUUGGAGUACAGUAUUCACUUUUCGUAAUGGGAGACAACUUUCUGAAUGUGAAAGGGCCUUGCCGGAUUGGACAAGAAGACAAAUUGAAAAAACAGAUAUUGGAAUGAGUUUUCGCGUUAGCAAAGUGUCAGAUAACGGAAAAAUCGUUAUAGAGUACCUUGAUCAUGCUUUUAAUAGAUAA